ACGUGUUUUCAUUUUGGACCCCAAGAUGGCAGCAGUCCCGCCCGAGACGGAUGUGGUCGGCCUCGUCGACGCCAUGAAGGCGCAGAAGGAGUGGACGAAGGCGAUCGUGUUCGACCACGAAGGCAACUUCAUCGCUGGUACCGUGAAGCCGCUUGAUGGCGAGAUCAGCGCGUACUUGCGUCUCUACGACGACCGUGACACGACGAUGGGCACGGGUAUCGUCUUUCUCAACGAGCAAUAUGACGUCCAUCGCUUCCACCCGCCGCUCAUCUAUGGGCGCAAGGGCGACCCGGCCAAGGAAGAAGGCGAGGGCAUUGCGCUUUGCAAGGUCGAGAAGAAGGUGCCUGUCUACUGCAUGAUCACAUACGUAUUCCCGACGCUCUCUGCCCGCGUUGUGCCUCAGCUCCAGGCAUUUUGCGCCCAGCACCUGGCGCAGUAAAGUAUGAUCCACGAUUUGAUCAUCGCUAGCAUCUCGUGCAGUUCAAAUGAGUCGUGAGCGAUUUAAGUUACGUGGUUUACAAAGCGCCGAACGUUGUCUGUCG
Saprolegnia diclina VS20 is the source of this 542-nucleotide messenger RNA. RefSeq lists its product as hypothetical. The transcript has 3 exons. NCBI's taxonomy places the organism in Eukaryota, Oomycota, Saprolegniomycetes, Saprolegniales, Saprolegniaceae. The coding region runs from base 26 to 439 and encodes 137 amino acids. The record is from RefSeq and is a predicted model, not a curated record. Gene Ontology annotation, molecular function: actin binding.